UUCUGAAAAUUCACACGUUCUCAACACAACCUUCAACAAAGCAGCGGGCGACACAGUUCGUCUUUGAAUUGGCAGUCUUCUCUGCCUUUCGGGUAGUCUUCGACACAACGGGGCCAACAUCAUUGACACCUCAUAAAACGUUAAAUUUGAGACACGAUGGGCCAGACAUCAUCCCGCUUACCCCACUUAACCGACGAUAUAAAUAUCGAGCACGCAUGGGACCCUGCUGAAACCCCUCCGUAUAUUGAGCUUUACAGACUCAAGAUGAGCAGAAAAGUAAAUUUCGUAGAACUUACCCUCGCCCUACAGCACAUGAAGCGGAAAUCGAUACCGAGUUUCCCCUUUGAUAUAUUCACGCGCCCCGUCAUUUUCCUUAAUGACGAGGAACGCGACAAAUUCUUGCCGGGAGAGAAAACUCGUGAAGAGGUACGUAAAUGGGCGGGAACUAUCAAAGAGUUGGUCGAAGCUGCAAAACACAUUGCGACUAAAGGUAGAGGUCUGCUCUUCUGCGUUCUCGAAAUGCCUGGACAAACAGAAGCUCUCGACCAUCAUGCAAACGGAACGGGAAAUGGGUAUGGGCACAUGUGGGCGGGCAUGCUGGUCAAAAAGUACGGCACUAAAGUCGAGGAGUGGUGCCUCAAUAUUCACUGCGUUAUCAAACCUGACCGAGAAUAUUAUCAAAAACAUCCAGCGGAGUAUUUGACCAUGAAUUCUCAUUUUUCUGGGAGGAAGAGGCUAUGGGCCGCGUUACACGAUGCUGGCAUGGCUGUCACGACUGUCAACCAAUCGGAUAUGCGGUUAACGGACGUUCGCGACACGUGCGUCAUCAACAGCAUGUUUUGGCUUCUAAAAGCUAGUCAGCUAAAGGGGGGUCGAUGGAUGGAGCAAGAUCCAAGGUUGCAGGAUUUGCAUCUGGUGCCGUUCAUCGGUGGUGACAAUCUUUACGGAAAGUACCAUUGAUCCGUUUGAUAUUCGUAGAUGGCACUUGAUCUCACCCUUCCCUGACUCAG
Messenger RNA from Periconia digitata, 1010 nucleotides. Lineage: Eukaryota; Fungi; Ascomycota; Dothideomycetes; Pleosporales; Periconiaceae. The record is from the annotation of a GenBank genome assembly.